UGGUCAGUGUGACAGUGGUUGUGAUACGGUCACCACGUUUAUAAAGCGGAAAUAUCGAACAUGAGUUUAAGCCGGUUGCGCGUGCGCACUCCUUCGCCGAAAACGGUCACGUUCAGUGACGACGCUCCGCCCACAACUCUUAAACAGGUCAAAAUUAUACUGAACUUCAAAAAUCAGGCGGAAUGGGAAAGAUACAUAGAUACCCUUUUGGCAGAUUUGCAAAAUACGGUUUGCCCCCCAGGAUCUAGCGGUACAACAGCGGGUUAUGGUUCACUUAAUGGCCCAAAAACUCGUUCAUCCCCUGCACCAGAAUACCGCCAGUUUGCUAGUGCCGGCGACUACCAUUCCACCCCAAAAAUAGAUUCGUACGAGACAAGAUCGGGACAGGGUACUUAUGGUAAAACGCAACCAACAGCUGCUAGUCAAAAGCUUAUGAGUAGUAGGCAACCCACUUACAGCAAUUCAACAUAUGAUAGGCAACCACCUCGAACAGCAGGCACAACAGGACCGUAUGGUGAAAAACGAUUUAACAACAAUUUGAACGAGUUGGACACAUUAUUGAAAGAUUUAAGCAAUGGAACGUAUGCAAACACGACAGAAAUACCAGUUAAAGUUGAGAAACACAAUUAUUCAUAUAAUGGCUCCGACGGUGGUAGUAAAAGUCCUGCAAGCUAUUCGAGACCAUCGAGUGCUCAAAGUACCUUGAAUAGACCAUCAGUUGACAGUCUUUUAGACGAAUUAAAUGCAGGUGAAGUGAUUUAUACGGGACCCAAAAAGGUAACGAUCACUGUCAAAGAAACCAGAACCGAAACUGGAUUUCCGGCCGAAACUGAGCUUAUUUCAACAGAAGUGACAGCAACACAUGCUCCAGCAGCUUCUUCAGCCACCAGGGAAUUAGACGACUUAAUGGCAACCCUUUCUGAUUGCAAGAUAAAUUCAGGAGGUCUACAACAUCAGACCAUAUCUGAUUCCCAAUACGCACGUCCCACGAAGGCGUCCCAUUCAUCCGAGAACAACUUAGAUUCUAUGCUUGGAAACCUGCAGGCAGACAUGAGCCGUCAAGGAGUUAACACAGACCAGAAAGGUUGCUGCGGAGCCUGCGAAAAACCCAUCGUCGGUCAAGUUAUAACUGCACUGGGUAAAACAUGGCACCCAGAGCAUUUCACCUGUGCCCAUUGCACUCAAGAAUUGGGUACCAGGAACUUCUUUGAACGGGAUGGAAAACCAUAUUGUGAACCAGAUUACCACAAUCUCUUCAGUCCCCGUUGUGCUUAUUGUAACGGACCCAUUUUGGAUAAAUGCGUAACAGCUUUGGAUAAGACAUGGCAUAUGGAGCAUUUCUUCUGCGCCCAAUGUGGGAAACAGUUCGGCGAAGAAGGGUUCCACGAGAGGGAGGGCAAGCCCUACUGUAAGGACGAUUACUUCGACAUGUUCGCCCCAAAAUGCGGUGCGUGCAGCAGGGCUAUUAUGGAAAAUUACAUAUCGGCGCUUAAUGCACAGUGGCACCCCGACUGCUUCGUUUGCAGGGAUUGCAGACAACCUUUCUACGGGGGUUCAUUUUUCGAUCAUGAUGGACAACCCUAUUGUGAGACCCAUUAUCACUCGAAAAGGGGAUCGUUGUGCGCUGGAUGCCAUAAACCCAUAACAGGACGUUGUAUAACGGCAAUGUUCAGGAAAUUCCAUCCUGAACAUUUCGUUUGCGCUUUCUGUUUAAAGCAGCUUAACAAGGGCACCUUCAAAGAGCAAAACGACAAACCUUAUUGCCACAGUUGUUUUGAAAAACUAUUCGGAUAGAUUAAUAAGUUAGAUAACUCGAGUUUGCCAAGUAUUUAACCCACUUUACUUACUACCUAAUAUUGACGAAUGCGUAAAUAGUUUCAUUUGAACGUUUUUUUAAUACUUAGACAUGGCAGCUAGCUGUUAGGGAAAAGAUAGUCAGGUAUUCAAAUAAGGAUGUGAAAAAAAAGCGGUUUACUUUUCAAACGUUGCUCGACGUAUAUAGUAAAUCUGUAUUUUUGUAUAAGUUACACAAUUUUUGAUUUAAUUAAUUCAGUAACAUCCCGCAUUGCAAAGAAAUAGGACUGAAGUGUAAUUCUCUUGCCAUUCCGAUAGUAUUUCUUGAAAGUAUAGAUACAGUAGAGGGUGAUUUGUCAAUUAAAUUACAUUCAUGUCGUAAACUGAUAAACAUUCAAAAUUAAUUAAAAAAGAGAUUAAAUGUGGAAGUGUUUGAAUUGAAUUUGCAAUAGAAUCAGUAAAUUAUAUGUGAUUGAUUAAAGUUUUGCGAUUUCAUCAUAUUUUAAUACGAUUAAAUUUUAUAGUUAAUUUUUUUUGUUUGUUAUUUAACUAACUGU
Molecule: messenger RNA, 2351 nt
Organism: Agrilus planipennis (emerald ash borer)
Lineage: Eukaryota; Metazoa; Arthropoda; Insecta; Coleoptera; Buprestidae
Product: paxillin
Exons: 8
Coding region: 61-1794 (577 amino acids)
Source: RefSeq, a predicted model, not a curated record